GUCUCCGGUGCUAGCAACUAAUGGCUCCAACCCGUUGGUCGGCGAGGAGCAAGAGGAAGCGAUGUUCUUCCCACGGCCAUGGCUGGGGUUCCUGCGGCGGCAGCUAAAGCCGGUGGGAAGAAGAAUCGGCCACAACGGCAUCGCCGAAGCCUAAGAGAUCCGGCCCGGCCCUCUUGAGACGCCCGUCUGGGCGGUGAACGUCGGAAACGCUGAAGCUGGCGAGCCGGGGCCCCGAGUUAGGAGCUCCUCCUGCGUUGCGGAGCUCGGCUCCCCAGAGCCUCGCCCCGGCUCAGCAGAAGAGGAUGAAAAAACGCAAGGAGCUGAACGCGCUCAUAGGCCUCGGCGGUGGAAACGGCGACCGGGGAAGCGGAAGCGGCGGAGGCGGCCGGCUCAAAAAGAAGCAUCCCAGGAAAGGCUCUGCCUCGGGGCAUCGGUUGCUCCGCACCGAGUCUGCCGAGAGCAUCACCAGCAGUUCCUCUGAUCCGGAUUACGGGGACAGAUUCGGACUGCAGGGCUCCCGCACCCGCUUUUCUAAGGGUGACUACCUGCGAUGCUGCAAACUCUGCUGCCCGUUAUGUACUUUUGUCAUCCUGGCUGCUUGUGUGGUGGCCUGUGUUGGAUUGGUAUGGAUGCAAGUUGCUCUCAAAGAAGAUCUGGAUGGAUUAAAGGAAAGAUUUAGAACCAUGGAAUCUAAUCAAAAAACUUCAUUUCAAGAAAUUCCCAGAAUGACUGAAGACCUCCUUAACAAAGAAAAGGAAUUGGAAAAAAUUAAGAAUGGAGAUUUGGGGAUAAACAAAAUAUGGAUAAACAUCACUGAAAUAAACAAACAGAUAUCUUUGUUGAUGUUGGCAGUAAAUCAUCUCAAAGCAAAUAUGAAAUCUGCUUCUGAUUUAAUUAAUCUUCCUGUUACAGUGGAAGAGCUUCAGAAAAGUGUCGCUACUAUAGGUAGCACAGUAACUAGUGUUCAUCAUGAUGUUGAGGCCAUGCAAGCAGCAAUUGAAGAGCAAAAGAAGACUCUAGAAACUCUCCAAAAAGAAAUAAAUGAACACACAGAAGAUGUUAGACAAAAGCAUUUACCUUCCUUUUCCUCCUCUUCUGUCCCCCAGAUAAAUGAAAAGAAUAUGACGAACAUUUGUAAACAGGAUAACCAAUAUCUAGAUAUCUCUAUAGAGGAAAUGAACUCUACCCUAAUGUUACAUCAGAAACUGAAUGAUUUAAAAUUUUUCAAUCUGGAUUCCACAGUCACCAAUCUAAGCUGGAAAAUUACUUCCUUAGAAAAUCACAUGUUCGUUCUGAACAAACCGGAAAAGAGAAAGAACCUUACCUUUGGUAUGGUGAGUAACCUAACUACCUCGGUAAAUAUGGAAAGUGAAUCAAGAAAUGAAACUACUGCUGAAAAAGUAGAAAAUAUGGAGAAAAUAGAAAAUGGAGAAUCUCAGGUAUCCAAACUAAGAGAAAAGCUGCAGUUGAUUAAUGCUCUGUCAAGCAAAUCAGAUAGUGAACGAUCUGAAGCACUUAAAGUAGAAAAUUCACAGAGCAUCACAUCAGAGCCUACAAAACUUCCAAGAAUUUCUUCAAGAUCACUUGGCAAUAAUGUUGAGGGAAGUCGACACCCAAGAAGCUUGUCCUUACCUGGAAUAUCCAAAAUAGAAGAUCUUCAAAAUUUAUUCAGGACUUCUAGCCAAGGCACUAAUGACAAGUUAUCAUAUGAGGACCUGGAAAAUCUGGUUGAAUCUAUAGUGGAUGAUCCACAGAGUUUUCAGGAAUUUGAUGAAGAUGGAGAUGGAAGAUAUUCUAUAUCAGAACUGAAAGUAGCAUUGGGUCUAUAGUAUCUUUUCUUAUAAACACAGUAUUGAAGGACUACAGAAGCUAUUGUUUUUUUUUUAAACCAACUGAUUAAGUAAAAACUACUUAUAGCACUUUUCCCAGUGAUCUACUAGUUCCGUGAUAGCGAACCUGUGGCAUGCGUGCCCGAAGUGGCACACAGAGCCAUGUUGCCUGGCAUGCACUGCAUUGCUGCUUCUCGAUUUCUGGCGCACAUCUGCACGCGAUGAUCAGCUGGCUUUGUGUGUGCAACAGUGCCGGAAACUGGAAGAGCUGGUCUUCCAUUUUCCGGCAUGAGCAUGCAUGCUGGCCAGCUGAUCGGCACAUGCACAUGUGUGGCAGUAACCGGAAGACUUGCAUGCGCACCGGAAACCAGAAGUACUUUAUCCGGCGCGCGCAUGCCCCCUAGGCAGCUCCUCUUCCUGGUUGUGGCCCUGACGAGCGAAGUGCUCCCUUUUUGGCACUCAGUCCUGAAAAGGUUCGCCAUCACUGUACUAGUCUUUGAAGUUAAUUUAGUGCAGGGGUCAGCAACCUGCGGCACCGGAGCCGCAUGUAUCUCUUUCAUCCUUCUGCUGCGGCUCCCUGUUGCUGGUCGGCUCCAGAAUUGAUAGGCCUUUUGUUUAGGACAGGUAGAGGAAAAAGGAUGCCAUGCUAGGAGGAGACUAUGGUGGGGGAACUGGACUUCCAGUCGGCAGAGGAAAAAGGACGCUGCACUAGGAGGAGACUGUGAUGGGGGAACCGGACUUCCGGUUGGCUCCAGAAUUGAACGGGGGCUUCCUGUUGGGACCUUUGUGGGUCUUUGAGUGUUUAAGGUUGCCGAUCCCUGAUUUAAUGUAACAAUUGACACCUUUUAAAUUUUCUGUUCUUUGGAAAACAGUGAAAAGCUUUUAUAUUUUUAUCUGUUGUAACAUAAGAUAUGUUGACCCCUGAAAGUUUUUCCAACUUUUGAGGCCCUGAUCCAGGGGUAAAUAGCCAUGCCUAAGUCUGUUUAUGCAAAUAGGGCCUAUUAAUAGCAAAUACAUUAUUGCAUUGGUUUGGAUUCCCACAGAACUAGGGACAUUUUAUUUGUCCUGGAUCACAGCCCCAGGAUUGCAUUGCAUUGAAUUGAAUAGUUGUAAUGAAAAUGAUAAUUGCACCUUAUGACGAAGAAUUUUAUCUCAGAGUUCUUAUUUCCCUUAUAAGGGAAGCUCAUCUUCAAGUUAAAAUAUGUGUAUAUAUUGACAAACUUGAUUUUAUAUUUCAAAUUUGCCUUAAAUUAGCUGCACUUUAGAAUAAAAUAUAAAAAUCUGAUUUGCAGGAUGGGAUUCUUCCGUUUGUAAAUAUUUAAACUAGAAUAACUUAUACAUAUUUGGGUCUAAUUUUCAUCAAAAGUAAUCAAUGUUCCAGUUUGUAUUAAGUAAAAGUCGACAAUAGAAAACAUUUCUUCUUCCUAGGAAUUACACUUGUAUGACACUCCUUUCCUAUAUUUGUUUGUGAAUCACUGGAAAGUUUUGUGCUAUUCAAGGACUAAUUUUUAUGCCAGACUCUAAAGGAGACUUCAGUUCUUGAAAUUGAGAUAAAAAGACAUUCUGAGAAACUGGUCGUAAGAAUAAUAUUUUUUUCUGAUUUUAAACAGAUCACAGAUUCAUUGUUAUUUUCAGUUAUAAUAAUUUUAUGAAGAAGGAUUCCUGCUGGAAACACUGCAAUAUUUACUUCAGUUUUUCCUCAUUGUAUUGGUGAUACUUUAUUCAAUUAACCUUCCCCAAUUUAAAAAAGAAUAAAAAAUGGUGUUAAUGGUUAGCAUAGUUAAUAUUAUCAGUAAUUAGGAUACUCUCAGAGAAGAAUGAGGUGAUAAGGACAUAAUUAUAUUUUGUACUAAGUACAUCUUUGUGUUUUCGCUCUGUAGUUGGCUGAUUUAUUUUAACAUUAAUUCCAAUGUGAGGUUCAACUGGAUUGAGAUUGUGGCAUGGAUGUGCUAUUUUCUCCACAUUAUAAUUAAAUCUCCUGCUUCUUAAAUUGCAGUUUGAGAAAGAUUUCCACUAGGAGUACAGCAUCUUCCUAUGUACUAUGGCCUAUCAAGAUUAGUAAGCUUUUGCCUUAUUAAAAAAAAACAUGUGUUUGUGAAUGUGAAGUCACUUAUGGUGAUGUGGCAUGAGCUAUAAACUUGGAAAUUCAAAGCAUUUUAAGCUGCUGUAUUUUAUUUUAUUUUAUUGUUAUUGAAAACAUCAGAUGUUAUCAGGCAAACAAAUGGUAGGAUUUUGUUUAGUAAAUAACCUCAUAUAAACAUUAUUCUCUAUACAAACCAAACACAGCAAGGUUUUCUAAUGUGCCACUAUUACUGUAAAGCUAUUUUAAAAGGAUAUGUCGAGUAGAAUGCUGUCAUAGUUGUUGGCUUUCUUUACAGUUUUUAGUUUUUAGCAAAUUUAAGUUCUCAGGAAUCUCCAUUGCCCAUCACAAAAUUCAGGCUUCUUGGGAGAAUAAUGGCACUGGUUUCUAUCAAAGUACUGAGCACUGGUGUACUAGAAUAUGAUGUAAACAGAUGCCUUCCAAAAAUUUAAUGAACAGUUUUUUGAAAACCAGAUUCCCUUAUCUAGAUAAUUAUCCAGAAUGCAUAUUGUUUCCUUAAGUUUAUAUGUUAGCUAUACCCAUUAAAGCUCAAAAUUCAUAUUGCAAGGUAACUGAACACCAGUAUUCUUUUGGAUAAAAUUAGUUUUAUAUGCUUUGUGUAUAAAAACUAUUGACCAAAUAAAGCAAUAACAAUUAAAUAUAGCAGUAUUUGUAUGUGUGUAUGUCAUACGAUUGUAUAGCAAAAUAUUGAAGGUAUUUUUUAAAGGUGGCUUGUUAUGAUCCAUAUGAAAAGAAUGACUUUUAAUCUCAGUAUUAAGUUAAUUAUCAUGAGCACUUUUAGGAAUUGUUUUUAGAUACAUUUUUAUUGUAAGAGAAAUCUCACUCCAAAAUUUUUGAUCCAAUUUAGAAGCUGAAGUCAUAGUCUUCAAUAACUCAAUACCGUAUUGUAAGAGAAAUAUGUAUUUGAAAUCUAUCCUACAUUAAAGGAAUGCUUUCAGUAGAAAAAAUUACCUAAGGUUAAUUCAUACUUUGUUAUAGAGCAGGAAGGAAGGUAUAAAUUAUCACUUGAAUACCAGCAUUUCCUCACGUGUGUAUGUCACCACUGAGAAAUAAGGCAUUCAUAUUAGGCAGAUUUAGGGACAUGAAGUGAUAAAAUGUCUAAACUCUGAAGUGCAAAAGCUUGCAAAUUUUCCCUAUUUGCAAGCCUUUUAGAAAGCUAACUCUUCAUAUAAAAUCUUGAAGUAAUUCUAUCUUUCUAUUUUUGAAUAUCAUUAGAGCCUUCAAAAUGCAUUGUUUGUCUUAUUAAGUAUUUCUUCUAAUUUGCAAUAUUUGUGCAUUUAGAAGUAAAUUUAUGCAUAUUAUCAAGAAAACAAAAUAAAUAUGGCAAACAGAGAACUAUAAAUUGGCUCAAAUAAGCACAUUCUUUGAAAUUAUUUCAGGUUAAUUAACAAUGUGCGCAACAGCUAUACAGCAGAAUUGAUUUGAAACUGAAUAUGUAGCAUUCUUCCCAGAGCUGAGCCUGCCUUUUUAGGGAAGAUUAUGUAAGGAAGAGUAAUGGGAAUUAGCUAAACCGCUGGUCAAAAUCCUAGCAUUUCCCCCAUUUUACCUUCAUCAUCCUUAAGGUAUAAUACUCUUCUGAACUGAUGCCACAAGUCAUAUCAUGUCUGUCUAUCAGCCAUGCUGAGUAGGAUAGCUAGAAGCGGUAACAUAUUUUAGAAAAACACAAGAUUUGGAAAUGUUCAUGUGGAUAUUAAUCUACAGGUUUUUUUCCAGUGUUCAUCUUCAUAGGUGCCCAUGAAAUGGAUUCAUCUAUUUAGAUUGGUAAUAACAAAAGGUUUCAAAUGAAUAUUGGAUUUAUUGAAAUGCUUCCAAUGAAUAUAUUAUUUUUAAAAAUUAGAUUAUCCAGGUAUUUCACACAACAAUAGAAUCCCUUGAUAAAAUUAGGGACAUUUAGAAUAGAAAGAAUAGGGACAGGGUAACAUAACAGUGGAAUGUAUUGUAUCUUUUGUGAUUGCACAAAAAAUUCUAGUGGCACUUAAAAAGUAAAAAUUACUUUAUUGCAGAUUGUUUUUUUGUUCAGAUAAUCAUAUGAAAAGAAUUAAUAAAAUUAAGAUUUAUAGAAAAGGGUAGUUUAUUUGUAUGGAGAACCGUAACAUUGUAAAGGGAAAAAUUCUUAAGGGUUUUGAAAGAUCAAAACCUGUUUCUCUUGUAUGAGAGUGUUGGCUGUACUUAAAAGUGGUACUGCUUUUUAUGCUAUUUUAAAAAAAAGAGUCUUGAUUUUAUAUCUCCAGAGUGAAAAUUAUGUCAUUUUGAAUAUGAAUAAUUAAUCCGACCUUUAAAAUGUUAAAACAAUUUUGUGCUAUGAAUCAUAGUGUUCAUCUAUGGAAUUUGUUCUUUAGGAUUUGUAUUGGAAUCCACUGCACUGAAAGUACACUGGUUUUACAUUGUAUAAAAGCAAUUGAUUUGCAUUGUCCUACUUAAACUAAUUGAAAUGGUUUAUAAAAUUGGGCCUCACAAAUGUGCAAAAGCUCUAAUGGAGUGGAUGAAAGCUGGAUUUAGCUAUUGCAUUUUGCACCUAUUAUGCAUUGUGAAUGUCAAAUCUAAAUAAAAUAGUUUGUUUUGGG
Molecule: messenger RNA, 6494 nt
Organism: Pantherophis guttatus
Lineage: Eukaryota; Metazoa; Chordata; Lepidosauria; Squamata; Colubridae
Gene: EFCAB14
Product: EF-hand calcium binding domain 14
Source: RefSeq, a predicted model, not a curated record